ACAUUUUGGGCUUUCCUCACACCCUAACAUCGAGGAGUGUGGUGGGAAUAAGGAGAGAGUGACAAGGAGGGGACUUCUGUGCUGCGAAGCGAUCCGUGGGGCUUUAUUCUUCCGGCGAGGCGGAGGUGGAGGCGCGAAAGUUUAAGGGAACCAGGCCAGGCGCUGCCCCCGUAUUUUCAUCCCUGGUGGCGAAUUUCUCCCCCAGAGAGCAGAGCUGAACCUUCGACUUCUGAGGAGAGUAUCCAGGCUUCCGAGUUCCUAGCAGGUCCCUCUGCAAUAAAAUAGACCAGUAGCUGCAAUCAACUGCAAUCCUAUUCUACCUUCAUGAUGUUUUCCUUGGCCAGAAAUGCACUAAAUGCUCUCAAGAUUCGAAGCAUUCAGCAAAGUGUGGCAAGACAGAACCAUGUAAAACACUCGCCAGAUUUUCAUGAUAAAUAUGGUAAUAUUGUGCUUGCUGGUGGCACUGCUUUUUGUGUUGUUGCAUGGGUGUAUACAAUAACACAGAUUGGAAUCAUGUGGAACCUCUCCCCUGUUGGCAGAGUUACCCCAGCAGAGUGGAAAGUUCAGUAACCUUCACAGUUGCUAUAAUGCAGAAUUGUUUUGAAACAAACUUGGCAUGUAACCAAUCUGCUGCUCAUUAAACUAUAUCAUAAUUGAAGAAAUAAAAUACAUUUGAAGUCUUUAAA
Messenger RNA from Nycticebus coucang (slow loris), 686 nucleotides. Its product is annotated as cytochrome c oxidase subunit 7B2, mitochondrial. The transcript has 3 exons. The record is from RefSeq and is a predicted model, not a curated record. Bases 325 to 570 code for a protein of 81 amino acids. Gene Ontology annotation, biological process: mitochondrial electron transport, cytochrome c to oxygen. Lineage: Eukaryota; Metazoa; Chordata; Mammalia; Primates; Lorisidae.